This is a messenger RNA of Nezara viridula (southern green stink bug), 1916 nucleotides long. NCBI's taxonomy places the organism in Eukaryota, Metazoa, Arthropoda, Insecta, Hemiptera, Pentatomidae. The record is from the annotation of a GenBank genome assembly.
UUUUAGAAGAGAAUAUAAUAUCCUUAAGGGUUUACGCCUUGAAACAGAAACAACCAAACAAUAUCCUCUUUCUUUUAUCAAGGCUCAGAAUUUAAUUUUCAACGUGUGGCCCACAGUAGUAACCGUUUCUUGGAAGGUAUAAAUGAAGGUGUUAGUAUGUUUGAUAUUAAUCAGCGUUUCCUGGGUCACAAACCAAAAUCUUAACUGCGACUGUGGAAGGAGUAACAUGAAAAAGAUCAUCAACGGAAAGUCGACCAAUAAGAACGAGUAUCCUUGGAUGGUGCACCUGAGCAACGGAUGCGGUGGAUCGAUCAUCACCGAAUAUCACGUCCUCACGGCGGCGCAUUGCACUGAUAAAAAGGAGCCCGAGGACAUCCAAGUUUAUGUUGGAAUGGGUUUCAGAAAUAAGGAGAAAAAAGAGAAAAUGAUAAAAUAUGGUGUAUCUCGGAUUGAUCAGCAUGAGGACUUUAAGAGUGGUACACUCAAGGAUGAUAUAUCAAUCCUUGUCACUUCUCAACGAAUAACUUUCAACAAAUUUAUCGGCCCAGUCUGUAUGCCAUAUACACCAUUCGAACUUGAAGGAAAGCUCGUCAAAGUCACAGGUCUGCUUGAAAUUAAAGAUGAUGACGAAGUGGACCUGAAAGAUAUAAAUAAUGAAGAAUGUAAAGAAAGCAGGUCAAUGAUCCACGAUACAACUCAGAUUAGUGCAUACGCUCUUGGUAAUGACUCUUAUAUCGGUGAGCCAGGCGCUGGUUUGGUAUACAAGGAUCCUCACACCGAAAGGUUCACUCAAGUUGCUGUAGUGUCCUUCUUACCGAAAGCAUGUGGAAAUGAUUCUAAACUAUCAAUCAACACUCAUGUAUUUGCUUAUAUGGAUUGGAUCCAACAAGCUGUAGAAAGAAGCCAGCCUGGAACGAAGCUUUGCAAAAAAGUAUUGGGAAGACCCGAGAAAUCUGAAGCUAGGCGAAGAAGCAGGAUUCAUGAAACAUUAAAAGAAAAUAGAGAAGAUAAUGACGAACAUUUUUCAUCUUCAGUUGUUUUAUCUAAUACCACGAUUAACGUGGUUUUUCGAGAUGGCACAGAAAUUCUCAAUACUUCAGAUCUUUUAAGGAUAAAUCCAAAUAAAAAUAAUAAUCCUGAAGAAAUAGAUGAGAAGCCAAGAAAUAAUUAUGGAAAAAAAUCUAAUAGGCCUGGGGAAAGACUUGAAAGGUCUGCACCUGACCAGAAUCAUCUUCCAUAUUUGCCCAGUGGUCCAGGAAAUGAACGUGAUUACUCUCAAUAUUACCCCUCCCAAAUAGGCAUCAGCUACCGUGACCUUAACACUAGCAACCCUGAUUCUACCAGAAUUAAUAACACUCAUUUUACUGGAAAUGCCAGUAUUGGCUCAAAUGGUACUGAAGCUAGCUCUCAAGCAGCUGGAAAUAAUACUCGUUAUUAUCCUCCUUACCCUCCAUAUUAUCCUGCUUACGCUUCAAUAAAUGAUGACACGUUUGAUGAAACUGACAGAAAUAUUUCUCAUCCGCAAGAUAAGUGCCGCGUUUACCCCCCACCAUGCCCUGGCUUCCCUGGGUGCCCUCCGUAUUGCCCCCAAAACCCAUGUUGCUGCCCGGGUUAUUACCCUCCAUGCGAUUGCACUGGUUACUCAUACACCUGCCCUACUAACCCAUGCUGUUGCAAAGGAUUUUAUCUUCAAGGCCAACAAAAGUGUGGUUGAUAUAGAGAUUAAUCUAAUUUAAAACUCUAUAAAGUUUUCUUAAAUAUAUUAAAUCAAAGUUUUACAAUAUCGAUCUAUCCCUUUUCAUGAAUUUUGAAACCGCUUUCGGUGGAAUGUUAUAUGCAACAGUGUUUGUCUAUGUCUUCACUAAUCAUAAUCGAAAUUAAAUGGUUUAUAUAUAUAUAUAUAUAUAUAUAUAUAU